Leptosia nina is the source of this 1074-nucleotide messenger RNA. NCBI's taxonomy places the organism in Eukaryota, Metazoa, Arthropoda, Insecta, Lepidoptera, Pieridae. The record is from the annotation of a GenBank genome assembly.
AUGAAGCUGUUAGUUAUAAGUUUCCUCGUAGCGAGCUGCUAUGCUCUUCCAAAACAAGAGAGGACGUUCCCUGAUGACUUCCUCUUUGGCUGUGCCACUGCCUCCUACCAGAUAGAAGGGGCUUGGAACGCUGAUGGUAAAGGCGAAAACAUAUGGGACCGCAUGACUCACACGAUGCCCGAAGUCAUCAGAGACAAAAGCAACGGCGACGAAGCCGCCGACUCCUACCACAACUACAAACGGGACGACUUCCGAGCUAGCCAGAAUGGACAAUGUGGUAUUACUAUAAGCGUGAAUUGGUUCGGCCCUUUGACAGAUUCUGAAGAAGACCAGAACGCUGCCGAGAUCAGGCGACAGGCUGAGUGGGGUCUAUACGCUGAGCCAAUUUUCUCCCAAGAAGGUGGUUUCCCGAAGGAGUUCUCCGAGAUCAUAGCGAGAAACAGCAAGGAGCAGGGAUACCCCAGAUCACGUAUGCCCGAGUUCACCCAAGAAGAAAAGGAACUUGCCAGGGGAGCUGCUGAUUUCUUCGGCGUCAAUCAUUAUACAGCGAAUUUGGUGUCUGCCACAGAUUAUAAACAGGAGUAUCCAGUCCCGUCUCUCCAUUCUGAUGUGAACGCAGGCAGUUACGUCCCACCAGAGUGGCCGAAGUCUGCUUCUAAGUGGUUGACGCUAGCACCAAACAGUAUUUACAACGUAUUAACACACCUCAAGAACAAAUACAACGACCCGACCUUCUACAUCACGGAAAACGGUUGGUCCACAACCCUGGAAGCUGGUUUGGAAGACGACGACAGGAUCACGUACUACAGAGCGGCGUUGAAUAGCGUCCUCGAUUCUUUGGAGGCAGGUGUCAACCUGAAGGGUUACAUGGCCUGGAGUUUAAUUGACAACUUCGAAUGGAUGGAGGGAUACUUGGAACGCUUCGGCUUAUACCAAGUGGACUUUGAGAGUCCCGAAAAGACGCGCACGCCAAGGAAAGCGGCGUUUGUCUACAAGGAGAUCAUAAGAAGCCGAGUUAUAGAUCCUAACUUCGAACCAGCUACCAGGACCAUGUCUAUUGACGAAGGAAAUUAA